UCUCAUCGCUUCUGUGUUAUGAUCUCGCCACGGGAAGUAUCGCGAGAACCGCUUAGAGCGCCAUUUAAAACACGUUAAGUCGUCGUGAGGGCAGCGACUGAGACCCGUUAACCGGACUGAGCGACAGACUGUCCGUCGGUGACCCUACCCCCCACCCAGCAUGGCGGAGGAGCUGGACGUGGAGGCGCUGCUGGAGGCUCCGUACAAGAAGGAGGACUCCAGGAACCAGAGCCCCAACGGUGAAGAGGACCGCCCCAAGAGGAAGAAGCGCAGCCGGGACAGGAAGCGCAGCCGCAGCCGGGACAGGAAACGCAGCCGGAGUCGAGAGCGCAAACGCAGCCGCAGCAGAGAGAAGAGAAGAAGCCGCAGCCGAGAGCGCCGCUGCAGCCGAGAGAGGGGGGGCCGCUACAGAGAACACCACCAGCAGCAACGCCGACAGUCCAAGAGUAAGAGUCCCGUCAGGAAGGAGAAGAGUCCAAUCAGGCAGCCCUCAGACAGCCUCUCUCCAGAGGAGCGGGACAUCCGGACGGUGUUCUGCAUGCAGCUGGCGGCCCGGAUCCGGCCUCGGGACCUGGAGGACUUCUUCUCUGCGGUGGGGAAGGUCCGAGACGUCAGGAUGAUCUCUGACAGGAACUCGCGCAAGUCCAAGGGCAUCGCCUACAUUGAGUUUGUGGAGGCAAGCUCCGUCCCUUUGGCCAUCGGGCUGACGGGGCAAAGGCUGCUAGGGGUUCCCAUCAUCGUGCAGGCCUCACAGGCGGAGAAGAACCGUGCGGCGGCGGCGGCGGCAGCAGCUAGCAGCCUGCAGAGGGCCGCAGCAGGACCUGCCCGGCUGUUCGUCGGCUCUCUGCACUGUAACAUCACAGAGGACAUGCUGAGGGCCAUCUUUGAGCCAUUUGGACGGAUUGAGAGCAUCCAGCUGAUGAUGGACAGUGAGACAGGUCGCUCCAAAGGCAACGGCUUCAUCACUUUCCUUGGGGCAGAGUGUGCUCAGAAGGCGGUGGAUCAGCUCGAUGGUUUUGAGUUGGCGGGUCGCCCGAUGAAGGUGAGCCAUGUGACCGAGCGGAGCGAUAGCGACGACCUGCAGCUGAUGGCGCGACUCGCAGAGGGUCAGCACGCUCUGCAGAUGAGCGGAGCGUUCGCUAUCGGCGCCAUGGCUGCUGUGACAGCCGCCAUGAACCCUCUCAACAUGAAUCCUCUCAACAUGAACCCUCUCAACAUGAACCCUCUGCUUCCUGCUCAGCCGCUCGCCACGCACUGCUUCCAGCUGUCACACAUGUUCAACAGCUGCAGUGGAGCGACUCCGGGCUGGGAGACAGACAUCCAGCAUGAUGUCAUCGAGGAGUGCCGCAAACAUGGAGGAGUCGUACAUAUCUACAUCGACAAGAAGUCUGCUGAGGGAAAUGUUUAUGUGAAGUGUCCGACAGUCCAGGCAGCGAUGGCCGCCGUCAACUCUCUGCACGGCAGAUACUUUGCAGGUCAGCUGAUCACUGCAUCCUUCGUCCCGCUCUGUGCGUACCAUCAGCUGUUUCCGGAGUCGGUCAACGCCACGCAGCUGCUUGCCCCGCCCCCCCGCCGCUGACUCUGCUCUCUAAUUGGACUGUUUUAUAACCCCCUCUCCUAUUGGUGGACACGGGGACGCUGUUUGUUUAUUUACUUCCUGUUACUUCUCAUUAGCAUAUGUGGGCGUGGCCACUCAGCGCAUGUUCCAAUGAUUGAGCUCUGUGAGCUGCGGCUGUGAUGAUCAGCUGAUUAUUUAAAUGUUUUCUAAUCAACCAUUUCAUUUUGUAAAAUCCUUUAUUAAACUUUAUUUUGAAGUCACAGCCGCUGUGUCCUUCUUCCUGAGAAUACUGCGUCCUGAUUGGCUGUAUUUUAUUCUGCUCAGUGAGAAGAAUUAAAAAGUUUACACAGAA
This is a messenger RNA of Eleginops maclovinus (Patagonian blennie), 1910 nucleotides long. RefSeq names its product RNA-binding protein 39-like. Gene Ontology annotation, biological process: mRNA processing. Gene Ontology annotation, molecular function: RNA binding; U1 snRNP binding. The record is from RefSeq and is a predicted model, not a curated record. NCBI's taxonomy places the organism in Eukaryota, Metazoa, Chordata, Actinopteri, Perciformes, Eleginopidae. Gene Ontology annotation, cellular component: nucleus.